UUGCCCGACAACUUCACAAAUACGCUUCCUCGGAAAACCGGUGUCUCUCCUCAUCUCCGUCCACUCUCAAUCACACCGUGAUGAAUUGAAAGAGGACACGAGAUGCGCAAUAUUUACGAGUAGCCGGACAAUAACCCACCGCAUUAGCUGUCCGCAAUAUAUUUUUAAAUUCGUGCGGAGACCCUCGGGCAGCUCCAUAAUGUCCCAGGACGACGAUGUUGGCUUCUUGUACAAAACCAUGAUUGAACGCGAUCCGAAGAAGCGUCGAGUGAAACCCGUGGAAUCGGCCCAGCAGUCACUCCUAGAUUUUGACCUAGAGGAGAGCUCAGACGACAGUGACUUCAGGAUUGAAGAUCAUUGCGAAGAGUCUGAUGACGAUUCCGUUGAUUCAAAUGAUCCCGCAAAGGACGAUGAAGAAGUGGACUCCGACGCAUCCUCGGACUCCCUGGAGGACCCCCUGAUCUCAACAAAGCCACCAUCAGCUGUAACCGUUGGAGACGUGAUUGACCAGGCACGCCACCAGUCCGAGAAGGCCCUCCAGCUGGACGAGAAGCUCGCGAAGAUGCUGAUCUGCUGCGGGUGCUUGGGGGACCGAAGCGACGACAUUAACGAGAUCGUGGAGUGCGACGGUUGCGGGGUCACGGUCCACGAGGGUUGCUACGGUGUUUCCGACGUGGAGAGCUUCUCCAGCACGGACUCCCUCCGGCAGUCCGCCCCCUGGUUCUGCGAGGCCUGCUCUGCUGGGGUGGAGGACCCCUCCUGCGAGCUCUGUCCGAACAAAGGAGGUAUCUUCAAGGAGACAGACGUGGGUAAGUGGGUGCACCUGGUGUGCGCCCUGUACGUUCCAGGAGUUGCCUUCGGGGAGGUGGAUCGCCUCUCCAGCGUCACCCUCUUCGAGAUGGCGUACACCAAGUGGGGCUCGAAGACGUGUUCCUUAUGCGAGGACUUGCGUUACGCCAGGACUGGUGUCUGCAUCGAGUGUGACGCUGGCAUGUGCCACACGUACUUCCACGUGACGUGUGCCCAACGUGAGGGACUACUCUCUGAGGCUCACAGCGAGGAGGUUGACCAGGCCGAUCCCUUCUACGCCCACUGCAAGCUCCACUCCGACAAGACACUCGUUCGGAGGAGGAGAAGGAAUUGGCUGGCCCUGAGGAUUCGCUCUGAGUACAGGCAGCAGUUGCUCAAGCAGGCCGAUCAUCUCGACACUGAGGAGCAGAGGAGGAUCCAGAGGAAACUCGCCAAACAUCGCCACAGGUAUCUCGCCAAUAAAGCUGGAAGGCCCUCGCCCUGGGUUCCCACCCAGAAGAUGCCCAGGCUGCUGACCACUUCGGCCUCUGCUUAUCGACAACUCGCCAAGAAGGCGGAACUCAUGGGGAUUGACACGGCUGCUCUCGAGGCGCAGGAGGCACAACUGGUCGCUCUGGUGGAUGUCAGGAAGAAGUGGCACAUUCCACCUGCCUUCAGUGUUGAAUUUAUUGGGUAUUACCUUGAUCGGAAUCUACGUGUCACCACGAUGAAGAGAAAGCUCCAGGAGUUGCUGGACAUAAAUUCACAACUCCUUAAUGAACAGCAGAGGCUCGACAGGAAAUACGACGAGGUGAUGAAGGAUAAUGAGGAGCAGAUCAGGGUCAAUGUGACUCUCAAGGAGAAGAUCGAGUUGUAUCACCAGGUGAUGAGGGCCAGUGGCUACGUCAAGCCUCUACCACUCAUCGGGGAUAUCGUUAAACCGAGGAUCCCACCAACUCUAGGGGCUGGACUUGGAGUUCCAACGGCAGCAGCCCUGAAAAUGGGGGUGGGUUUUCCCCUACCAGUGACAAAGGGGUCUGAAGGCGCUCGGGAGGGUCGAGUCCUCAGUAGUCAGGCGCAGGAGCAACACGUGCAGAAGCCUGAGUUGACUUUACGUCAUCAGUGUGGCAUCUGCAGGAGAUCUACUAAUCAGCAUCUACUGGCCAAAUGUGACACGUGCCAUCUCCAUUAUCAUCUGUCCUGCCUCAGUCCACCAUUAUCACGGAUGCCUAAGAAGACUAAACUCAUGGGAUGGCAAUGCUCAGAAUGUGACAAAGAAUCAUCGGGUUCUGACGUCGAACGAGUGGACACAUCAGCCCCCCGUAAACUUCGGCAUUGCAAGGACGAGGUGAAUGUCGUGUCAACUCCACCGCGAGAGGUGCAGCUGUCAGCAAAUCCCUCCACCCCAACGACCUCCAGAUCUCACAACGCGAGUGUAAACUUCAUCUCUGUGGACAUGCCAACGCCAAAAUUGACAAUCAAACCGAUGAUCCCACAGCCACCAGUGCCCGAGCCAAUGCAAAUUGACGAAUCGCCUUAUGUUCCACAACAGAUACCUGAGAGUGUGAGGAUAGCUCCUAGGGAGGGCUCCCCUCAGUACAUGGUGGCGUGUGCUGAUGGCACUGAAUCCGGCUAUCAGAGGAGUGGCAAGAAGAGGAGACGGGAGAAGCACAAACGUUACACACCCGAUCCUAUCACUGGGGUCAAACAACGGAAGAGGAAACAUAAGAGGAAGAGUGUUGAUGUCGAGAAUCCGGAUAAUCAGGGGCAGCCGGAGGUCCAUCGCAGGAUUACGAUUAAGAUAAAGCCCAUUCCACGUCCAGACGGUGAGAAAGUCUCGGAUUCGAGUCCCCAAAUGUUCAUUGCCACCUCGACAAGCACCGAAAUUGAUACCCCACCGCCCACGCAUGUGUUCCCAACCCCAGCACCACCACCACCACCCCCACCCCCGCCGACUCCCCCACCUCAACCAUCAUCAGCAGUGAUACAACCCAUACAGCAAGCUAGUCCCAUCGUCAUCACUGCACAUGGCUCGAGGGGAUCGACUGGCAAGAAGAGCAAAGACAUGGAGCUCACCCAGUGCAAUGUCUGCAACCUCCCUGGCAGCUCCCAGAAUCUCGUCAUGUGCGACGAAUGCAAAAAGUGUUAUCACUUCACCUGCCUCGAUCCCCCCGUGAAAAAAUCCCCGAAGCGACGCGGAUACUCCUGGCACUGCGCGGACUGUGAUCCUAGUGCCUCUGAAACUGAGAAUUAAUUCCCAUCAAUUUUAUCUCCCAGCGACGAGCGUACGGAAGUUCACGGAAUUACAUUUUUUUCAAUAUGGAAAAUUAAUACUAAGAAUGAACAUAGUGGUAAUAAUAAUCGUAUAAUAAUAAUUCAAUAUAAUAUAGUUAUUUGAAAUAGAUGUGUUUGAACAUCUCAUGUCAAUCGAAUUAUUGUUUUAUAUUCAAUAUUGAAUUUUGGAAUUUGUGAACAAAAGGAUAAUGAAUGUAUCAAAA
Diachasma alloeum is the source of this 3287-nucleotide messenger RNA. RefSeq names its product PHD finger protein 14. The transcript is spliced from 11 exons. Bases 200 to 3043 code for a protein of 947 amino acids. Lineage: Eukaryota; Metazoa; Arthropoda; Insecta; Hymenoptera; Braconidae. Gene Ontology annotation, biological process: regulation of transcription by RNA polymerase II. The record is from RefSeq and is a predicted model, not a curated record.